AUGUCAAUCAACGCUGCAACCGCUGGCGCACCGAAGACGCUGGAAGAUCUGAAGAGUCUGUUACAGAAUGAUACCAAAGUGAAGGUCGCGGGUGCUCACUUAUCUCGCCCCUAUGGUAUUUCAGUGGAUGGUGUUCUCCGAGGAAAGUUCAUGUCAAAGGGCAAGUUCCUGAGCGCUGCGUCCUCCGAUGGUUUCGGAUUCUGCAGUGUUGUUUUUGGCUGGGAUAUCCACGAUGCUGCAUACACCAAAGAGCUCCUGAUAUCCAAUCGGGCGAAUGGAUACCGCGACAUACUGGCUCAGAUCGAUUUGUCGACAUUCAGGCGGAUACCUUGGGAGAACAAUGUCCCUUUCGUGCUUGUAUCGUUCUUGGACCCAGAGACCAAGGAACCCAUAUGUGCGUGCCCGAGAGGUUUGUUGAAGAAAACGGCGGACAAGAUUGCUAGUGCGAGCUGGCAGUGCUAUGCAGGCGUUGAAUAUGAGUACUUCCAAUUCAAAGAGACUCCACAGAGCCUUGUGGAUAAGAAGUUCACUUCUCUGCAACCUUUGACUCCCGGAAUGCAUGGUUACUCCGUCCUCCGGACGCAGCUCAACAACGAUUACUUUACCGGACUUUACGAUGAAAGCACCAAAUUCGAGAUUGACAUCGAAGGCCACCAUACUGAAACUGGUCCCGGUGUCUACGAGACUGCAUUGGCCUACACUUCCGCUCUUAGGAUGGCCGAUAAUGCGCUCCUGUUCAAGUACUUGGCAAAGAGUGUUGGCAUGAAGCAUGGAAUUACCCCAAGCUUCAUGGCUAAGCCAUGGGGAGACCUCCCAGGAUGCAGUGGUCACAUCCACGUAUCACUACGGAAUCCUGAUGGCAAGAACAUCUUCGGUGUUAGCGAAUCCGAGCUCAAGUCUGGUGGAAGAAGCGAUGCUCCAUACGACGAAUUGAAAUACUUCAGUGAAGCAGGUGAACACUUCCUGGCCGGUGUUCUCGACGGUCUGCCCGAUAUCAUGCCCUGCCUCGUCCCAACGAUCAACGGCUAUAAACGUCUCGUAGGUGGCGAAGCCUUCUGGGCGCCCAACUCCGUCACAUAUGGCUACGAUUCCCGUGCCGCCUCCAUCCGUCUGCUCUCUCCUCCCUCCGUGCCACCCGCCGCCACCCGCCUCGAGAUUCGUGUUCCUGGUGCGGACAUGAACCCCUUCUUCGCAUUGAGCGCUAUCUUCGCUCUUGGCCUAAGGGGAAUGGAGAAGAAAUUGUCGUUGCCUUUGCCACCAAUGUCGCAACUCAAGCCGGAGGAUAGAACGAACGGGACGGUUAAGAUGCUCCCGGUCUCGUUGGAGGCUGCGACAGAGAGGAUGAUGAGGCCCGAGAGCAUCGCUAGGGAAGUCCUUGGGAAUGACUUUGUAGACCACUUUGGUGGUACCAGGAGACAUGAAGUUCAGUUGUGGAACCAGGCUGUAACAAGUUGGGAGGUGGAACGCUACCUUGAGUUGAUAUAG
Molecule: messenger RNA, 1485 nt
Organism: Stereum hirsutum FP-91666 SS1
Lineage: Eukaryota; Fungi; Basidiomycota; Agaricomycetes; Russulales; Stereaceae
Product: glutamine synthetase/guanido kinase
Exons: 14
Coding region: 1-1485 (494 amino acids)
Molecular function (GO): glutamine synthetase activity
Source: RefSeq, a predicted model, not a curated record